UCUGCUUUUAAUAAGCUUCCCAAUCAGCUCUCGGGUGAAAAGCACUCUCCCUCCCUCACCCAGCCAUCCUCUCUCAGCCCGCCCAUUCUCCAUUUCCCUUCCGUUCCCUCCCUGUCAGGGUGUAAUUGAGUCAAAGGCAGAUCAGGUUCCCCGCCUUCCAGUCCAAAAAUCCCGCCAAGGGAGUCCCAGAGCACAGGAAAAUCCGAAGUGGAGAGAGAGGAGGAAGAAAGAAACCAGUGAGUCAUCGGUGCAGAAGAGGAGAGCAGCGGCCGCCUGGGCAGGAGCAGCUGCGAGCAGCCGCGAGCAGGGUACCUGGACUCCCAGCAGCAGCAAACCUCGCCCUUUUCAACAAAGGCAGCCUCAGCUCCAGGCAGGACUUUUGCAGCUCCAACAUGCAGUCCCAACAUUACCAGCAACAGCGUCGAAGAUUUGCAGUUGCCUUCUUGGCGUUCAUUUUCAUUUUGGCAGCUGUGGACACGGCUGAAGCAGGGAAGAAAGAGAAACCAGAAAAAAAAGUAAAGAAGUCUGACUGUGGAGAAUGGCAGUGGAGUGUAUGUGUACCCACCAGUGGAGACUGUGGGCUGGGCACCCGAGAGGGUACUCGCACAGGAGCUGAGUGCAAGCAAACCAUGAAGACCCAGAGAUGUAAGAUCCCCUGCAACUGGAAAAAGCAAUUUGGUGCGGAGUGCAAAUACCAGUUCCAGGCCUGGGGAGAAUGUGAUCUGAACACGGCCCUGAAGACCAGAACUGGAAGUCUGAAGCGAGCUCUCCACAAUGCUGAAUGCCAGAAGACAGUCACCAUCUCCAAACCCUGUGGCAAACUGACCAAGCCCAAGCCUCAAGCAGAAUCUAAGAAGAAGAAAAAGGAAGGCAAAAAACAGGAGAAGAUGCUGGAUUAAAGCAUGCUUCCUUCAGUGGACCAGGAAAAGGACAUCAACACACGGAGUCAAUUAGCAGUUACAUUUAUACCUACUGUAGGCUUUGUAUUCAAAAUGAUCUGUAGCUUAAGUACCCAAUAGGCACAAGCCAAGAAGAAAUGAAACCUUUUGUAGUAGCAUUUUUUAAAUGUAUACCAUAGUACCACUAGGGGCUUAUAAUAAAGGACUGUAAUCCUAUUUAGCAAGUUGACUUAUAGUUCAUGUUAAAUGAUAGACAAUUGAGGUAAGUUUUUUUUUUCAAGUUAUGUGAUAUUUUCCAUUAAGAUUUUUUUUUACAUGUUUUUCCUUUUUGGCAACGAUUUAAAUAUUUUGAUCAGGUAAACUACUUCUUUUGUUAGGCCUAGAAUUUUUUUUUUUCGCAAUCCAGACAAAUAUAUACUAAACAAAGCAGCAAUAAAAUGUCUUCACUCUGUUUGAGGAAAAUAUGUUGUUUUCUGUCAAUGGAUUAAAACAAAAUAGCAAAAUGGGAGGAGUGGAGAAAGAGCAUGCCCUUGAUAAAAAAUGGUGACUUUUCCUAUAACAGAAAUGUUGAAACACUAAAAUUCUUUCAUUUUGGCAGAAAUCUUUGUUGUAAUGAUGAAAUUAUUUUUCCAUCUGAGGGGAAAUAACUAGAAAAUAAAUCAAAGUUAUGCUUCAAA
Ochotona princeps (American pika) is the source of this 1576-nucleotide messenger RNA. It is a transcript of the gene PTN, whose product is annotated as pleiotrophin. Gene Ontology annotation, molecular function: growth factor activity. The record is from RefSeq and is a predicted model, not a curated record. Lineage: Eukaryota; Metazoa; Chordata; Mammalia; Lagomorpha; Ochotonidae. The coding region runs from base 393 to 899 and encodes 168 amino acids. The transcript has 5 exons.